Globicephala melas (long-finned pilot whale) is the source of this 7342-nucleotide messenger RNA. Lineage: Eukaryota; Metazoa; Chordata; Mammalia; Artiodactyla; Delphinidae. The record is from RefSeq and is a predicted model, not a curated record.
GCGGUGCGUUGGCUCCUUGUUUAGCCUCCCGGGGAGGAGGAGUCUCUCGUCCCCGGCUGACUGCGGUUCCCGUCCCCAGGGGCGCGCGGGGCCGGGGUGCGAGGGCCCGUGUCUCUUCAGUCAGGGUUCGCCCCGACACCCCGCGGACGGAGGGCCCCGCCGUCAGGACCCGGUGACCGUGCCCUGCUUGAUGGUCAUCGUCCUCCAGAACAGGGAUGGAGGAAAUAUCGGCCCAGGAAGCAGCAGGAUCUCCAAGGGUCCAGUUUCAGCCUUUGGAGACCCACUCUGAGGGUCUGUCCCGAGAGCCUCAGUUCGUGCAGGACACCGACAUGGAACAGGGACUCACUGGGGGAUUUCCAAUUUCCAAGCCUGAUGGGAUCUCCCAGCUGGAACAAGAUCUACAGGUCUUUGAUCUGGAAACUAAGAAUAGAGAAGUCUUAAGAGAUGACUGCUCAGAUGGAGAGACCAGAGAAGAAAACAAGCUGUUGAUUCCUAAGCAGAAAAUUCCAGAAGAAGUACAUUCAUACAAAGUGAGAGUAGGAAGACUCAAAAAGGAUAUUGCCCAAGUUCCUGAGACUAGAGAAGUGUAUAAGACUGAGGACAGAUUAGAAAGGCUUCAGGAAAUCCUAAGGAAAUUUCUCUUCCUGGAGAGAGAGUUUAGGCAAAUAACAAUCAGUAAGAAAACCUUCACCAGUGAGAAGAACAGUGAAUGUAAUGAACCUGAAAAAAGCUUCAGUCUGGACUCAACUCUUGAUGCAGAUCAGAGAGUUCUUAGAAUACAGAAUGUUGAUGACAUUGAUAAGUAUGACAUGAGCCUCAACCAGAAUUCAGCUGGUAAACAUGAGCAAAUAAAUCUAACACAGGAUUUUCAGAGUAAUGAGUAUAAGGAAAGUUUAAUGGAACUCUCCCACCUUAAUAAAUGGGAGAGCAUUCCUGCCACUGAGAAAUCCUAUAAAUGUGAUGCAUGUGAGAAAAUCUUCCAUCAGAACUCAGCCCUUUCUAGACAUCAGAGAAUUCAUACUAGGGAGAAACCCUACAAAUGUAAAGAAUGUGAAAAAUCUUUCAGUCAGAGUUCAAGUCUUAGUCGACAUAAAAGAAUACACGCUAGAGAGAAACCCUAUAAAUGUGAAGCAUCUGAUAAAUCCUGUGAGGCGUCUGACAAAUCCUGUAGUCAGAGCUCAGACAUAAUUCAGCAUAAGAGGAUUCACACUAGAGCAAAAUCUUAUAAAUGUAGCAGUUGUGAAAGAGUCUUCAGUCGUAGUGUACACCUCACUCAACAUCAGAGAGUUCACAGAGAGAUGCCUUGUAAGUGUACUGUGUGUGGCAGUGACUUCUGUCAUACCUCACACUUAGCUGAACAUCAGAAGGUCCAUUGUGAAGAGAAGUCCUAUGAAUACAACGAAUGUGGGUUGACCUUUAUUAAGCAUCAAGGAAUUCGUCUCAGAGAAAAGCCCUAUACAUGUAAUGAAUGUGGAAAAGACUUUAGAUUGAAUUCCCAUCUUAUUCAGCAUCAAAGAAUUCACACAGGAGAGAAACCACAUGAAUGUAAUGAAUGUGGAAAAGCUUUCAGUCAAACCUCAUGCCUUAUUCAGCAUCACAAAAUUCAUAGGAAAGAGAAAUCCUAUGAGUGUAAUGAUUAUCAGGAUAAUUUCAACCAUAGCUCAGAUCUUGUCCUGCAACAGGAAGUCCUCACCAGAGAAAAAGCCUUUGAUUGUGAUGUGUGGGAAAAGAACCUCAGUCAGAGAGCACACCUCGUCCACCAUCAAGGAAUUCAUACCAAAGAGAAACCUUGUGAAUGUAAUGAACGUGGGGAGACAUUUAGUCAAGUUCAGGCCUCAUUCAGCAUCUGAGAGUUCACACCAGUUCAUGUGUGUCCUGAAUGUGGUAAAGGAUUUGGUCCCAGCUCAACCUUUGUUCAUCAUUGGGGAAUUCACACCAGAGAGAAGCCUUCUGAAUGUGACGAACGUUGGAAAGCUAUUAGUCCGUGUUAAACUCUUUACACCUGCGAACCCAUAUCAAUGAGAAAACCUACAAAUACAUUGAAGGUGGUAGAUGCUUCAUGCUAUUUUCAUACCUUAGUCACCAUUGGAGAAUUCAUACUGGAAUAAAAUUCUAUAAAUGUGAUGCAUGUGAGAAUAUCUUCCAUCAGAGCUCAGCCCUUUCUAGACAUCAGAGAAUUCAUACUAGAGAGAAACUCUACAUAUGUAAAGAAUGUGAAAAAUCUUUCAGUCAGAAUUCAAGUCUUAGUCGACAUAAAAGAAUACACGCUAGAGAGAAACCCUAUAAACGUGAAAAAGCCUUCAGUCAAAGAAACUACAUGGUGAGCAUCAAAUUCAUUUCAUGCCGAAUACCUAUGAAUGUAAUAAAUGUGUAUGUGUGGGAGGAUUCAGCCAUAUGCCAACCCUCAUUCAGCAAAGAAUUCAUACCCAAGAGAAGUCAUUUGGGUAUAUAGUAAAUGACAAGUCUAGGAGUUCAAGUCUUUUUUCAUCAUCAGAAUAUCCACACCAGACAGGAAUUUGAUAUAAUGCAAGUGGAAACAUUUAGCACCGUAUUUCAGGCUUUAUUCAACAUCAAAAUAUUGAAGGGAAAAUUAUUAUUUGCAUAUGAAAUCGUUAAUAUAUAGUCCCAGUCUUUUUCAUUGCAGAAGAAUCUAGUCAGAGGAGUGACUUGGUGAAUGCAGUUCUGUUUUCUCGUGGCAUUCUUUUAUUUAAUAGAUGUUAUAAGUAGGUAUGUAUGCUUUAUUUAUGGAACUCAUUUAAGCUAUUUUUAUUUUUAUUUUUAUUUUUUUUUGUGGUACGCGGGCCUCUCACUGUUGUGGCCUCUCCCGUUGUGGAGCACAGGCUCCGGACGCACAGGCUCAGCAGCCAUGGCUCAUGGGCCCAGCCGCUCUGCGGCAUGUGGGAUCUUCCCGGACUGGGGCACGAACCCGUAUCCCCUGCAUCGGCAGGCGGACUCUCAACCACUGUGCCACCAGGGAAGCCCCUAAGCUAUUUUUAUUUUAAUGUGGCCUAUAAACAUUUUUAUUUUUCCUGAAGUUGGUUCUUAUUGUUCACAGCUUCCCUAAGAUAAAUUGAUACACCAAUGUUAAAACAUGUCAACUUCUGGAAAGUUUCUCAUUUAGCUUUUUCUACUGUUCUCAGUCAAAGUUCUCUCCAAAACAGACUCUUAGGCCUGCUGUUUUCUGAGGACCCUAUUUCUUUCCAGCCGUAACAUUUGGAUUCCUGUUGAUUUCUCCAUUCUCUUAAGCACCUUCAAUGAUGGUUUCCUAGUUUUAAGCUUUACACCAGCAGGUAUGCCACCCCUACUUGCCUUUUUGGUGUCUUCUGUCCUAAUGCAAAUUAUCUUCCUUUAAAAGAAAUGGAUUUACACACCCUGUCCAUCCAUGACUAUGAAGGAUUCUGUUUCCCCUGAGUUUGUGGCAGGCAGCUAAACAUUUUCAAGUGACACCCAAAUUCUUAGCUGUGUUAGCAUUCACAGCCUUCUAAAAGAGAUGAAAAAGACCUUAGGAAGCCAACAAGACUGGUGGUAGCCUAGCUAUAUUCAGCGCCUAUUCUGCAUGUCUAAGUUCAGAAUUAUUUUAUAUAUGUCCAUUGAAGGCCAGCAGAAUGCUCAGGUCUGCUUUUGAUAGGGUAAAACGUAAAGAACAUAUACUAAAAUCAGAGAUGUUCGUAAGGGAAUGCUGCCUUCCAUCAAAGGUAUUGCUGUUCUUGUGUAAUAUCUUUAUAGUAUAUUUCAAGAAUGGCAGAUAUGCCUGUAAAAUCUAACCAUUACAGUUUUUCAUUACCCGCUUUUAAUUGUUUACACAUCAUCAUAUUUUUUGUAUUUUACUAGAGUCUACAGGCCAUAUAAAAUAACAUUUUUUUUUGAUUGAUGAAACUGAGCACAGAUGUUGGCUCCAGAGUUCAGUGUCACUGUCAUAACACCUAGCAAGAGUUCAUGAUUCUUUAGAUGAUGUCAAAGCAUUCUAUUGCAUUUUUCCAUCUUAAGCGUCAACAUAUUUUGUGAAUAAGACAGUGUUAUUUAAAAUUCUAGUCGUCGUUCCGGCGAUUGAGGCUUUCAUAAUUCAUAUGUUAAAAUAUUCUCUAGGGAUCCUUAACAAAUAUAUAAAAAUUCAUUGCUUACUCUGUAAGCCUCUUAUGGCUAAUAACCUCUAGGGUAGUUCUACCACAGUAUUUUACCUCUUAGCCAUCAGCAAGCAUAGGAUCUCAUCAGGGCACGGUAGGGACCUAAAUGAAUGAUCUAAAUGUAAAAGCAUAUGAAAAAUGCAUGUUUUCGUUUUCCUGUCUAUGACCAUAUAUACCCUACGGAUAGAGAACACGGGUAAUCACCUCCAGUGAUUAUGAAACAGAGGAUUAAGUAAUCUCUAAAUAGCAGAAAAUGUAAAAAUCACAUGUAUGCAUUUGGUUUAGGAAUGUGCUUUUGUACUUCCACUUGAAUAAAGGUGUGUUUGGUACUCUGAGAAUCUGUUUCAAAUAAAAUCUGAAGUCCUCAGCCAGAAGCAUUUGGGAAUCUUAGAAUCACCUUCCUGGCUGCAACUCAGUUCCUUCUAGAAACCUGCUUUACAGCGGGAAUAAAUCACUCUCCUUCGUACAGGUACAAAGCUUGCUCUUCCACAGACCUCUGCAAUAAAGUCAGUGUUUACAAUUUAAAGGGUUAUUCGGUUGGGAUGCUGUUGGCACAUUAAGGGUAAAUAGUUUGAGGUUUCAGUAGAGCUGGGCAGAAUGUGUUUUUUAAAUAAAACACAUUUUAAAAAAUGAGAAACCAAAAUAAUCCUUGAGGGCAAGUAACUUGUCUCUUUAAACUUGCUGAUAUUUAAUCGGUCCAGUAUAGUUUGUGUUCUUAGUCUUUUUAGCCUUGAAGACAGGGGAGGGAAGAGAAGAAAUCUAAUAGUUGGAACACCUAAUUUUAUCUAUCUAUCCACCUACCUACGUACACAGGUAUAUAUAUAUGCACAUAUUCAAACAGUCCUCACAACAACUCUGCAAGGGAACCAGCUCCGUUUUACAGAGGAACUGAGGUGUAGAGAGGUUGAAAAACCUGUAGGGUCACACAGUAAGCUCAAAGUCAGGGCUGUUUGACUCCACAGCUUUCCAUCAUCGUGAUGUUGGUAUCGGACACAUCCCAGAACCUAGAGAAGAGACGUUUUCUUUGAUAGUUCUUUGUUCCCUGUUACACACCCAGUGAUUCACCAUUAGUUUGCAGCUGAUCCUAAAUGCUCCCAGAGCUCUCUGGGAAGCUGGGAGAAAAUAUCCCAGUAUCUUUUGGGAGCUAGUUAGAACCCCCCUGCCCCACCCUUUGAAACAGGCUUGACAAUUUUGACGACAGGCUACAGGUCAAAUCUCCUGAAUUCCCAUCUUCUGCCAAGACACCACCACUGCCAUCACUAGAUUUAUAUUUCCAUUUCUCAAUGACCCACAUGCAUUCUUAAUUUUUCUGCCAACUAGGACUUACUAAUGGAUACAUAUUCUUACCAAGGUUUACUAUCACCUCUGACUAUAUUAUAGUGGUGGAGCAGAGUGGGGAAUGGGAAAAUCAAGUUUGGUUCCUAGGUUUUCGGCUUGAGCAAGAGUGGAUCGGUAGACUAGAGAUGGAGAGUGCUGAGAGUGGAGCAGGGAGAGUAUUUUGGGCAAAAGAGAGCAUGUCAGAAGGCCUGCAGAGGAAAGAGUAUGGCAUUUUCAAGUCAGUAAUAAAUGAGCUCUUUGGAGAAUGCUUCACCUUAGGAAAUAGUACGUGGGUAACUGAGGAUUUGAGAACAAAGUUCAAAGGAAGCCCAUAGGGUGUUGUCUCAGAAACGAUGGAAUUUCUCACAUCCAAGUAUGUAACAUCUUAUGUCCUUUCAUUCAUUCAGUAAUACAGUUGGCAGGCAAUAUUUAGUGGAAGCCGGUGGAUACAGUUAACCUAAUCAAAUGCAUUAAACAAUCCAUUGAGUAAAGAAGACGAAUGAGUCAAAGCGAUGACUUUGGAAUGAGACAUAUGUUUGAAUUUUACUAGCUAUAUGACUUUGGACAUUUUACUUAAUUAGCCUUUCUAGUUUUCUUGUGUAUACAGUGUGGUUGUUAAUAGCAUGAAAAUUAAGUGAGGUAAUGUAAAAGCUACUGGUCAUAUACUAAAUGCCCAGAAGUUUUUAAUGUAAAUACUAAUAUAAAAAACGCUACAACGGAGGAGAGAUACUUAGCAUAAAAUCUAAAAAAGAGGAAAUCAACGAGCAAGCGUUUACCAGUACAGGACUAGCAUUGUUCAGGGAGGGACACCCUGAGCUAGGAGAACUUAAAAUAUGACUAGAGAAAUCACUAGGCAUUUGUGGUCUGUGUGGUAGGAACUGCCUCCUGACAGGCACUUCCUGCUGGAGUUGGCAAACUGACACGCCUCUAACAUUCGUUAUCAUGCGGCAUCAAGUCUUAACACUCCCUUCAAAAUAUGAGUGCAUGAAGGAACCGAUGUUAAAUCCAAGACUUAAGAAUGGUUUCAAAUAGAUGGUGCUCUGUACAAAUCAACAAGAAAAUACUGAUUUUGGAAUUAUUUUGCUGCCUCAUCCCACUCUCUUUAAGAAAAUGGUUACCCUUUUAUAUUUGUAUUUCAUCCAUGUUAAUAAAUUUACAACUUGGACGUAAUUACGAACGUCUUUCCCGCAGUCGCUUAUGUCCCGCAGACAGCAUUUCCCCCGUCUUCCUCCACUGUCUCUCCGGAGUGUGGUUAGCCUCCAGGCCCUGGUUUGAACGGGCCAGGGUUGAAAUCCUGCCUCUAGAUUGCUCACUAGCUGUGCAGCUUCUGGUGUGUAAGAUAGUAAAAAGUAUAAACUUUGUGGGAUUGUUGUGAGGGUUAAUGAGAUAAUGUUCAGUUUCAGUGCCCCAUAACUGGUAGCUGUUAUGUUUGAGUUUAGCAGGAAAAUCCUCUAUCAUGAACAGCUCGUUUCCUUAUCCUUUUUUCCUGCUUCAGCAUAUCAGAUACGCCUCUGCAAACCUGUACUCCAGGUGCAGUAGUUGUUUGGAUCUUGAUCCUAUCUCUACGGCUUUUCUUCCUCUUUCAGCCCUUUGGUACCAGUACGUUCCUCCUCUUUGUUUAUAUGCUCCAGGCAUAACUGGGAGGCUGAGUUGAAGCGACAAAGGGAGAGGAGGACAGGCUGGACAGAGGGCGUAGAUAACAGGUUUUGGCCCAGCAGGGUCAGCGUGGCCUGUGAUCUUGAAGAAGGCAUGUGGAGAUGGGUGGAGCAGAGCGGAGGAGGCAAAUGGGGUGCACACGGGACACUGGGGAUGAGAAAGAAGAGACAACCAAUUUAGAUCCUAAGUCCACUUGGGCGAUGGAGGGCAAAUAGAGAAAUCUUUUCUGUCCUCCUUCAAUCCCU